AUGCAAAACGAGCAGUGUUGGUGGCUGCAGGACCAGGGGAUUGGAAAGCAUUUCAGAUUUGGAAGUCAAGAAGAUGCUCAUGAGUUCUUGAGGUACACGGUGGAUGCUAUGCAAAAGUCCUGCCUGCCUGGAAACAAAUUGGACAGGCAAACUCAGGCAACCACUUUUGUACAUCAGAUAUUUGGGGGUUAUCUGAGAUCCAGAGUCAAAUGUUUGAAUUGCAAAGCAGUUUCUGAUACCUUUGACCCAUUCCUGGAUAUUUCACUGGAGAUAAAGACGGCUCAGACACUCAGUAAGGCUUUUGAGCAAUUUGUUAAGCCUGAGCAACUUGAUGGGGACAAUGCUUAUAAAUGCUCCAAAUGUAAGAAAAUGGUUACCGCCUCAAAGAGAUUCACCAUACAUCGGAGUUCUAAUGUUCUCACCAUCUCAUUAAAGCGGUUUACCAACUUCAGUGGAGGAAAAAGUACAAAGGAUGUGAGAUACACAGAGUAUCUAGAUUUGCGCCCAUUCAUGUCUCAGUCACAUGGGGACCCACAAAUCUAUGCUCUGUAUGCUGUGCUGGUUCAUUCUGGCUUCAGUUGCCAUGCUGGACACUAUUACUGCUACAUUAAGGCUAGCAAUGGGCAGUGGUAUCAGAUGAACGACUCAUCGGUAUCUCUCAGCGACAUAAGAACAGUGCUUAAUCAGCAAGCUUAUUUGCUGUUCUACAUCAGGUCACCUGAUGCAAAAAAUGGAAGUGAUUUUAGCCAGAUGAAUCAUACUCCAGGCCAGUCAUCUCCUCGACCAUCCAUUCCAGUCAAGAUGAAUGGGCCUCAGUACACCUCCACAUCCUUCAUUGGCCCUCAGCUGCCACCUCAUAUGCUAAAGAACUCGUCGUACAUAAACGGGAACGGUUCUUCAAAGGAAUACCAUGGUGGCUCCAAACCCAACAGAAGUUUCUGUGGUGUGACCAAAUUAGGCUCUGGCCUAUCUCAUACGUCCUCUUCUGCAUCCGCAUCCUCUUCUACUUCACUUGUUCGGCCCAUGGGCAUUCCUGACUCAUCCAAGAGGCCGAAGUUGACAUUUAUCAUUGGUCAGAACAAACCUGUGAGACCUACUCAGACCCAGUCAAGCCCUAACUGCUCUUUAUCUUCAGCCUCUCACCCUCAGCCCACAUCUUCUAGCACCUCAGUGUCUACCUCAGGCUUCUCACAGGUCAAUGGAACUCACACUCGAGCUUCUUUCUUGGUUCCUUAUGGUCCGGAAUCAUCAGAGGAAUCCGACCAAGAGGCUGGAGCCAUGGAGAACGGAUCAGUUAAGCCUUAUCUUGCUCCUAAGAUAACCAAUGGGAAUGGGGUAAAGGAUGACACCCAGUCCCACAAUCCCAGUUCACUGCCUCUGCUUACCCCGAAGACAAAUGGAUCUAAUGGCUUUCCAGAGUUACAUGUGCGUGAAAAUGGAUCAGGACCUGCCCACAAAUCCCAGAAUGGCCUUCCCAAAGCCAAUGGUUUUAAUCAUGCUGAAAAGGUUGUGGGUGCGCCACAUUCUUCAUCACAGAUUGCUAAUCAAUCUAAUAGUUCAGACAUGCAAUUCAGCUUAAAGCCUGGAAACAGUGAGUCAAGCUCCAAACCACCAAGUACUGAUGGCCAGACGUGUUUCUCGCCUUCAAGAAAAAGUAUGAAACCUUCUUCAGACUCUUCAUCUCAGUCUGCUUCACAGGUACAGUCUGCAUCUUCAUCUGAUGCAUCAUUAGUCUCAAAGACUACAGACACUGACCUUCAUGCCCAGACAGCUUCAAAAGAUGAGCUGAUUCAGGGCCAUGACACCCAUGCAGAGGCUGGCAUGUCAGGUCUUCAGGGCAACAACAGUCUCAGCCUUCAUAUUGGUGAUGGUCAUACAAGUCCACACAGGUUAACGGAAGAGUUCAGGUGCAGUGAAGGAGAAAGCAAAGAGUCAAAGCCAUCACACUUAGACAAGUUUAGCUCUGGAGAUAGACAGAGCGAUGACCGGAAUAGGGUUUUAGAGCGCCCACAAUUUUCUUCAACUGUGAAAGACGGGGACCGGUACAGACACUAUAGGGAAUACAACGAAAGAAGCCGGAGGUCUUAUGGUCAUGGCAAUCGUGAGAGUCGUCCCUUUAGAGAGCGUUCCACCAGUAGAGACCGGCAUCACAGAGAUCACUGGGACAGAUUCUCACAUCACCGUAGAGAGCACCACUAUUCCCAAAGAAGACCCAGAGAGGAACGCGAACGGAGUAGGGAUAGGAGAUUUGUGAAUGACUCUUAUCGUCCUUCUGGACACCAUAACCGGGAUGGAUCUUCCAGUCACAGCCAUCGUGGGGUGGAUGGUGGCUAUGGAAGGGUGUCCCAUACAGUGAAUGGUUCAAAAGUAAGACCCUCAUCUCCACGUUCUGUCAGCCCACUGCCCGGACAUUACAAGCGAAAACGCAGUCCAUCGGCUGAUGCCAGACAAAGUUCUGAUGAGUGCAGAGCGAAGAAAUACAAAAAGAAAAAGAGAAACAAAGAAAGGCACAGGCACUCAGAGAAGGACCCAUCUGAGGGCAUUGAGGAUAGUAGCUUCAAGAGACAUAAAAAGAAGAAGAAGAAGAAAAAGAAGAGGAGGGAGGAUGAGGAGAGGCCUCACACUAGGAGAGACUUCGCUCCGAGGCGGGAAGAGCAUGAUUCUAGAGCUAGGAAUGGUGCAGAGAAAGGAAGUCUGCACCACAGCUCUGAGUCCCUUCACAAUGUCCACCGAGACCAUAUGGAGGACCAGCAACAGCUCAGUGGACACAAAGCUAAUGGCCUGAGCUGUUACAGUGGAAGUGAGCUUGAGCAUACUGGGAUGUAUAAAGACCAAUACAAAUAUUUUGAUUAUUCUACCACUGUCAACGGCACAAAGACGCUCUCAAAUGGAAGUGGAGAUGUAUGUCACAGGACCCUUUCAGAUGUUGAAUUGCACAACUCUGACUGUUCUCUGGUUUUCACAGAAAGCCACACAUCCUCACUAAAGACUCUGAAAACCACCCAUGCAAGCAUGUGAAAAACAAAAUCUACAGCUACAGUUCCUGACAUGGUGCUUAACAUUUAGAACAUACUGUAUUUUUACCACGAGAUGAAUUUUA
Molecule: messenger RNA, 3100 nt
Organism: Sinocyclocheilus grahami
Lineage: Eukaryota; Metazoa; Chordata; Actinopteri; Cypriniformes; Cyprinidae
Product: ubiquitin carboxyl-terminal hydrolase 42-like
Exons: 16
Coding region: 1-3018 (1005 amino acids)
Biological process (GO): protein deubiquitination; regulation of apoptotic process
Cellular component (GO): cytosol; nucleus
Molecular function (GO): cysteine-type deubiquitinase activity
Source: RefSeq, a predicted model, not a curated record